Gossypium arboreum is the source of this 2612-nucleotide messenger RNA. Its product is annotated as LRR receptor-like serine/threonine-protein kinase GSO2. Gene Ontology annotation, molecular function: ATP binding; protein kinase activity; protein binding. Lineage: Eukaryota; Viridiplantae; Streptophyta; Magnoliopsida; Malvales; Malvaceae. The record is from RefSeq and is a predicted model, not a curated record. The transcript is spliced from 5 exons. Gene Ontology annotation, biological process: protein phosphorylation. The coding region runs from base 327 to 2381 and encodes 684 amino acids.
CUACCACCAAACUGUUUUCACAGCCAAGGAACUUCACCAUCAUCACAAUUCACAGCGCAAUUUCUUGAUAAUCAGACCUUAAAUCAAAACUAAACUACUAAACAAAGAAAAAAAAAAAAAAGGAUCUAGCGAUGGAAAAUUGUUUCCGAUGGCCACAGUCAUGAUAGCUAGCUGGCAUCUUUCAUCAUCGCCCAUAUUUCUUUAUCAACUAUUCAACUCCCUUAUUAAAUUUGGAAUGGGAACAUGUUGAGUUGCUCCAAAAGUCGCUAUUAAUUGUGCAUUUUCUGUUUCAACUUUGCCCUGGAAGAUUUAAGCUGAGGGAAAAGAUGGGUGUCUCUCAGUUUCGGUUCUUUCUUGUUCUUUUCUUCGUAUUCUACGUUCCAAAGUGGGUUCAUGGGAACACGGAGCUUAGAGCUUUAAUGGAGCUGAAGGCUUCUUUAGACCCAACAAACAAGGUGCUGGAAUCAUGGAGGAGUGACGGUGACCCUUGCAGUGGUUCUUUUAUGGGCGUGGCUUGUAAUGAGCACCGUAAGGUGGCCAACAUCUCGUUGCAGGGAAAGGGUCUUUCUGGUAAACUCUCGCCUGCUAUUGCGGGAUUCAAGUGUCUUUCUGGUUUGUACUUGCAUUACAAUUCAUUAUCUGGGAAGAUACCACAAGAACUUUCACAACUUCAGGAAUUAACUGAUCUUUAUCUUAAUGUUAACAAUCUGUCUGGUAGUAUCCCUCCACAGAUUGGAAACAUGGCUGGUUUACAAGUUCUGCAGUUGUGUUGCAACCAGCUGACAGGGAAUAUACCUACACAGAUUGGGUCUUUGAAGCAACUAAAUGUUGUUGCUUUGCAAUAUAAUAGACUAGAUGGUAAAAUUCCACCCAGCUUAGGGAACUUGAGAAUGUUAAAAAGACUUGAUUUGAGCUUCAAUAGCCUCUUUGAUGCAAUCCCUCCAACGUUAGCUGAUAUCCCAGAACUGGAAAUUCUAGAUGUCCGAAACAAUACUCUAUCCGGACUUGUUCCUUCAGGUUUGAAGAGAUUAAAUGAAGGGUUCCAAGGUGACAACAACCCGGGUCUAUGUGGAGCCGGUUUUCCAUUGUUGAGACGUUGCGGUCCUUUUGAUGGUGUGAACAUUAACCAGGUUGAACCAUUCCGGCCACAUUUAAAUAACACUGCUCCAGAACCAGGGGUUAACUCCCACCCAUCAAAUGUCCAGAGACAUUGCAACCACACUCAUUGCUCACGCCCAUCGAGAUUCCCCGAAAUGCCUGUUAUUUCAGGGGUUACUACGGUGGUUUUCAUUUUUACGGUUGCUGGACUUUUUGCAGUUAUUCACUACCGUAGGCAGAAACAGAAGAUUGGAAAUACAUCUGGUUCUUCCGACGAGAGCUUUAGCAUUGAUCAGAAGAAGGAAAUUCUAAGGAAUGGAAGUGUUUCACCACUUAUAACACUUGAAUAUUCAUAUGGAUGGGAUCCAUUAGGUGAUGGCUGGAGUGGCAUUGGAUUUUCCCAGGAGCAUUUGAAUAAGUUUAGGUUCAACUUAGAAGAAGUUGAGUCCGCAACUCGAUGCUUUUCCGAGUUGAAUUUACUGGGCAAGACAAACUUUUCGGCUGUCUACAAAGGGGUUCUAAAAGACCGUUCUAUUGUAGCCAUUAGAAGCAUAAACGUAACCAGCUGCAAGUCCGAGGAAGCAGAGUUUGUUAAGGGAUUGUACUUGUUAACCUCCUUGAGACACGAAAACCUUGUCAGGCUACGAGGUUUUUGUUUCUCAAGGGGCAGAGGCGAAUGCUUUCUCAUUUAUGACUUUGCUUCCAAGGGAAACCUAUCCAAAUACCUCGAUCUAGAAGAUGGAAGUGAACCUGUUCUUGACUGGUCGACAAGGAUUUCCAUCAUAAAUGGCACUGCAAAAGGUCUGGAAUAUUUGCACAAAAGUGAAGCAAACAAACCACCCAUAGUCCACCGCAACAUAUCUGUGGAGAAAGUUCUCAUCGACCAACAAUUCAACCCAUUGAUUGCUGACUCUGGUCUCCAUAAGAUUUUUGCCGAUGACAUUGUCUAUUCAACUCUGAAAGUGAGUGCAGCCAUGGGUUAUCUAGCACCAGAGUACAUUAUGACAGGACGUUUUACGGAGAAGACCGACGUGUUUGCAUUUGGGGUGAUCAUUCUCCAAAUCCUGUCUGGUAAACUUCUACUCACAAGCUCAAUGCGGUCGGGGGCGGAAACUAGCAAGUUUGAAGAUUUUGUCGAUAAAAAUCUCAGGGGAGAGUUUUCUGAAUCCAUGGCAUCUAAGCUGGGGAAAAUUGCACUUAAUUGCACCAAUGAAGAACCUAAUGACAGACCAAGCAUGGAAACAAUUAUUAAAGAGCUAAAUGAUUACAGUGUCAGUUCUUGAUGGGGGCAUUAUCUUUUACCCCAACUUGAGAAACUGACGAUGAUGAUGAUGGGAUCAAAGAGAUUGCUGAAACUUGAUUUUUGUUGGUGGUUGUAGAUCUUUUUGUCGAGUACUAUGAUGAUUUGAAGUAUGAAAAGAUGACAAUAUCGUGUAAAGUGGAGUUGCAGAUAGGAGUUUCCUCACUGAUGACUAGCAAACAAAAGAAGUACGGAGAAAUAUUGGGAGAAAUAA